Medioppia subpectinata is the source of this 991-nucleotide messenger RNA. The record is from the annotation of a GenBank genome assembly. Lineage: Eukaryota; Metazoa; Arthropoda; Arachnida; Sarcoptiformes; Oppiidae.
AAUGAAACUUUGGCUGAUAAUUAGGUCUAUGAUGUGAGCGAUAGGGCCUCUUAUGAGCGGACAAACUACUGGAUUAACGCAAUUAGAGAGCAUUCAAAUAUAAUUAAAUACAUAGCAAUUGUGGGCAAUAAACUGGAUCUGAGGGACCGAUGGGAGGCCCGACACGUGACCAGACGGGAGGGUCUGGAGUUCGCGAACCGGAAGAAUGUCGAGUUUGUCGAGUGUUCGGCUAAAGUGGACAUUAAUGUCGCCGAACUGUUCUCCAAGACAUUUGACGGUAUGAUUAAACGCUAUGUAUUGACACCGAUUGUAAAGUCGACGCUUAGAUAUAAGGCCAUAGUGUUGGGCGAUCGGGGCGUCGGUAAGUCGUGCCUCAUUGAGCGCCUGUGCGGACACCCGUUCCCAAAGUCGGCGACCAGUGGUCACCAAAUGGGCGCUCAGUAUAGCUCGACAGUUGUCAAAAUCAAUCAGCGCUCAGUUAUUAUGGAGUUUUGGGACACCAGUGGACAGUCUGAAGAAGAAUCGGUGAUCCAAUUGAUGCCGAUGUGUUACCGGAGCGCACACACUGUGAUAUUGGUUUAUGAUAUACAGUGUCGACAAUCCUUUGAUAAUUUGUCGAAAUAUCUGUCACUAUUGGACAACACGUGCGCCGAAGAGAUGCCGUUUGUGGUACUGUUGGGCAACAAACGCGACGACAAGAGCGCCGCUGCGGUGGAAGCGACCGAAGCCGCGGAGUUUGUGGACUCAAAUCCAGCCAUCGGUGUGUUUGAAGAGAUGUCUGCCAAAUGUGACACUCAUUUUAAUAAAUUGUUGGCUAAGAUUUGCCGCAAUUUGAUCAUCACUUUCCCAAACAUACCAUUGCAUCAAAACAUCCGCAUUAAGAAUAGACAUCACAAGCAAAAGACAAAACUCAAGAACUGGUUUAAGUGCGGAGCGAAGUAUAUUCAGGAUUAGGUGAGAGAGAGAGAGAGAGAGAGAGAGAGAGAGAGAG